Messenger RNA from Phycomyces blakesleeanus NRRL 1555(-), 660 nucleotides. RefSeq names its product CYP5206 protein. The record is from RefSeq and is a predicted model, not a curated record. Lineage: Eukaryota; Fungi; Mucoromycota; Mucoromycetes; Mucorales; Phycomycetaceae. Gene Ontology annotation, molecular function: monooxygenase activity; heme binding; iron ion binding. The transcript has 4 exons. The annotation marks the transcript as partial.
GGUGAUAUGAUUACUGCUGGUGGAGACACCAUUGCUGUAGCACUUUAUUGGCUUUUUGCUUUAUUACUGCAGUAUUCAGAUGUUAUGAAAAAAAUGCGGGAUGAGAUUGACAGUUUUAUUAUCGAACACAAACGAAUUCCUAGGUUCUCUGACCGUAGUGAGCUAAAAUAUAACAUUGCCGUUCAUCGUGAGAGUCUUCGUUUCAGAGCUGUCACGCCUUUUGGACUCUCGCAUUGUGCCACUGAUGAUGUCAUCAGUAAUGGAUACUUUAUUCCAAAGGAUACGGUUAUUCUAGCUGGAACAGAUGCACUACACAUGAACGAAAAAUAUUUUGUUGAACCAAAGAAAUUUAAUCCUGAUCGCUACAUUGGAAUUGAAAAGACAAUGUCGGCAUCCAACAAUGGGCCUGCAGAAGAAAGAGAUACUUAUGUUUUCGGUUGGGGGAGACGCAUUUGUCCCGGAAUCUAUAUGGCUGAAUCAGAAAUCUUUAAUCUUUGUACUCGAAUCUUGGCCCGUUGUAAUGUUGAGCCUGCUCUCAACAAAGAUGGCACUCCAGCCUAUCCAAACUUGGACAAAGUAGUUACUAUGGGUAUUGUUUCUCUUCCCGUAGAGUAUAAAGUUCGGUUUGUUCCCAGAACAGACAGUCCUCUUGAUUUUUAA